Molecule: messenger RNA, 1467 nt
Organism: Sphenostylis stenocarpa
Lineage: Eukaryota; Viridiplantae; Streptophyta; Magnoliopsida; Fabales; Fabaceae
Source: the annotation of a GenBank genome assembly
AUGAACACUGCUUCUUUGUCUGCAAUUAUAACAGGGGAAAUAUUUUAUGAUGCUAGAGAAGAUUUUUCUGGUGCUGUGUCCGUUGAUGAUGAUGAUGAUGAUGAUAAUAAUAAUAAUGUCUGCAGAAUUCUCACUGUUGAAGAUAGUUUGGGUACCAAUGUUGGAGUAUGUUCUGAUCAUACAGAAGAGGCAGCAGAUAUGCUACACAGACCUCCUCAUUGUGGACCUUAUAAGAGAAGAAAGUUAAUGAAUUCCUUUAGUGCUGAAGGUGAAGUUGAUCUUUCCUCUGCAGCUGAAAUUGAUAACUCAUUGGAUUAUUCUCAGACAUCUAGCUGCUUUUCUGAUGAUAAUGUUGAAGCCACUGAGGAUGAUUUAGUUGAAACCACUCAAGAUGAUCCAGUUAAAGCAACACAAUAUAGUGAUGUUCUACUGUUAUUUAGGUUUGAUGAUCAUGACCUCCCUUUUAAAUUGAGGGACGUCAUCGUAUCUGAUCUGCGAUUGCUUACUUUGUUGGAGGCUGGUCUUCCAUCUUGGGUCAUCUUCCUUCAGUCAUAUCCAGUGUUAUGCAAUCUUUAUCGGCCUUGGAUGUGCCCACUUGCAAGACUGUUAUAUGUUUUAAUAUCGUUUGUUACUGUUCUCAUUGGAUUUUAUGAUUUAUACAAAAAUGUUCCUGUUCUUAAGGCAACUGCAUCUCGUAUAUGUGGGCCUCUUCUUGAUUGGAUUGAAACUUGGGAGAUGGUUUCAAGGGUCAAAUACUUAGGGACAAUGCUGUUUCUACAUAACUUCCAGAAGGCUGUUAGGUGGUUUCUUGCCUGUACACAUACUAUGCGAACAUUUUUUUCAGUUCUUGUUCAACCUCUUGUAGAAUCACUGGUGGAGAUUUUUGGAUUUCUUCUCCCAAGCUUGAAAUUUUUGUUUGACAUAGCAGAAAGCAUCUUUUCCGUCAUUUGGCUCAUAGUUGACACUUCUUUUGAUAUAGUGGGAAAUGUACUGGAGCUACUCUUUUCACCAUUUUGGUUUGUCUUCAGUGUCGUUUGGAGCAUUGCUACAUGUAUCUUAUAUCCUUUAUUUUGGGUUAUCUGGGAAUUACUAUAUGCUCCUGUUCGUCUUGUCCUGAUGAUAUUCAGUUUUGUGCCUUCUACAUGUUCGUGCAUCUGUAAUACGCUUGGCAGCAUGUGGCAAUUUGUUAGUAGCAUUUUUCAGUUUGCAUCUUCUGAAGCAACAGUCAGUGCCUCUGAAGUUUCCAUGUGGCGUACACUUUGGAAUGAUCUUUUUUCCCAGAUUUUCCGUGCUCUCAAGAGCAUACUCUAUGGGUUUGUUGCCUUUUUCACAGCCUGCAAUAGGCAUCGACUAAGGACAGUGUGCUUGCGAUCCCUAGAUGGCCAAAUCUUCUCCUUCAUUGUUGACAACAAUGGCUUCCAAUGCUCUGGUGACCUUCUCUCAGUCCAUCUCCUCCGUGCAGAUUGA